AUGGAGGAAAAGCCAGGGCGACUCUCGAAGAAGGAGAAGCGGGAGAUCCGGUACGAGAGGAUGAAGGAGAAGUACCGAGAGAAAAGAGCUGGAGCAAAGCGGGGGAAGAGGAAGCCCGUUCCUGAGGGGCAGAGACUCUCUGGGUACAGGAUCUGGAUAGAAGUCCUUGGGGGAGACGAGCUGAUGACGCCUCGGGAGAUGCGGAGUCUUUGCGGGCAGAUACGGUACGCGUACGCUUCGAAUAGAGUUGCACCUUCUCCCGUGCAGUUAACGGUUGGGAAUAGUUCUCUUCUCUCGGGGUAUAUGCAGGAAGAUUCGAGUAACUGGAAGAAUGUGGAGUUUACGGGGAAGUCCGUGCAGGAGGAGGCUGCGGAGAGUGUCGUUGUCCUGUCAGCAGAUGCUUCGGAGGAGCUGCAGAGUCUGGAGGAGGGGACAGUUUAUGUGAUUGGGGGACUUGUGGAUAGGAACCGGCAUAAGGGAUACACGGAGAAGCUGUUUCAGGGCCGAUUUAGGACGGCUCGUCUUCCCAUCUCGCAGAAGCUUUCCUCCUCGAGUGUCCUGAGCACGCUCCACGUGUUCAACGUCCUCCUGGAGUACACGCAAACGAGGAGCUGGGAGGAUGCGAUUGAGAAGCACCUUCCCCAGAGGAAGAAGGCUUCAGAAAAGAGCAUUUUAGAGAGUAUUUCAGAGAGUACUUCAGAAAAGAAAGAAACUUCAGAAAAUACUUUAGAAAAGACUAUUUUAGAAGAAAAGACUAUUUUAGAAACUUCAGAAGAAAAUACUUUGCAAGAAAAAGAGACUUCAGAAAAUACUUUAGAAGAGAAAUAA
Nematocida major is the source of this 828-nucleotide messenger RNA. Its product is annotated as tRNA (guanine9-N1)-methyltransferase. Lineage: Eukaryota; Fungi; Microsporidia. The transcript has a single exon. Gene Ontology annotation, biological process: tRNA N1-guanine methylation. The record is from RefSeq and is a predicted model, not a curated record. The coding region runs from base 1 to 828 and encodes 275 amino acids. Gene Ontology annotation, molecular function: tRNA binding. Gene Ontology annotation, cellular component: nucleus.